AUGGGGUGGGAUGGGGAGGAGAGGGAGGAGGGCGAGAACAGGGGAGGGGGGUACGAGGGGUUUGAGGACCAGGGGGUGAGGGAGGAGAGGGUGGAGAGGGGUGACGUGGGGGUUGGAAGGGAAAGAGAUGCGGUUGGGAGUGGUGAUGAUCGUAUUGAUGAGGAGGAGGAUGGGGAGAUGGGCGGUGGGGCAUGGGAGGAGAAAGAGGGGAUGGCGGUGGGGGGAGAGGAGGGGGAGAUUGAGGAAGGGGAGUUUGAUGGAGGCGGGGGGAGUGACUUUAAGGAGCGUGAUAGUAAGGAGCGGGAACGUGAUAGGGAUGAGCGUGAUAGGGAUGAGCGUGAUAGUAAGGAGCGUGAUAAUGCGGAGAAGAAUUGGAUGGAUGACCUAAACGAGUUGGAAGAGGAGCAAGAGCCGCAGGAGAGGGCUAGGGUGAUAGAAACGGGGGUUGGCAACGGGGAGGCGGAGGGAAUAGGAGGAAAUGAGAUAAAGACGAAGGGGGAGGCAGGCAGGGGAGAGCGAGUGAGAGAGAGGGAGGGGGAGGAGGAUAAGGAGGAGGAGGGGGAGGAGGAGGAGAGGGUGGAUUGGGGGGAGGGAGAGAGCGAAGACGAGGGAGAGCAGGGUUAUUGGGGCAAUGAGCGAGAGAGAGAAGGAGAAGAAGGAAAUAGAGAUCCUGGAAAGAUGGGAGGAUCAGAGGGGGAGGAGAGGCGGGAAUUGGGUGGCGUGAAGGACGACAUGAGGAGGGGAAGAGAUAGUGGGGGAGGGGACGAGAGUGCGGCGAGUGAGGACGCUAGAAUUAGGAAGAUUCCAGCAGGGGUAGCAGGAGAGGAUGAAAGGUAUGGGGAAGGGAAAGGUGCAGAGAGGAACGGGGAAAGAGACAGGACUAGAGUCAGAGACAGAGACAGUGACGUGCUCAUUGCGAGUAGGGCAGGAGGAGAGAGGGGUUCGAACCACGAUGGUUUAGCUUAUGAGGCACCUCAGAAAGCGAGUGGAGCAGGAGGAGAGAGAGGGCAGGGUCAUGGCAGUGCAAGCGGGAAAGAGGAGCAGCAGAGGGCUGACUUGGAACAACAAGGCUUUACACCUGCAGGCCAGGGGGAACUCCCAACACAAGACUCGAAAGAAGUUUCUCUUGAGAAGGGAGGACGGGAGGUCAUUGCAGGUGUGGCUGCCGAACAGAGGUCUGCAGAGGCUGGGAGGAGGAAGAGCGGGAGCAGUAGCAGCAGCAGUAGCAGUGAGGAAUCAUCGGAGAUGUCUUUGUCUGCGUCUGAUUUGAGUGAUAGCGAGGCGAGUGAGGAGGGGGAGGAGACGUGGAGGAGGGGGAGGGCUAUGGAGAGGCGUGAGGUGAGAGGUGAGGGGAGGGGUGAGGGGAGGGAUGAGGGGAACGAUAAGGGUGCUGGUGAAAGGGGUGGUGGGACAGGAAUGGGUGUACGACGAGGGUCCAGAGGAGAUGUAAAGGAGUUGUGUUUUGAGUCGAUCCAAAACACGACAGGAAUGGGAAUACGGCAGGGCUCCAGAGGAGAUUUGAAUGAGUUAGAGCGAGGGGAGGGAGAGGAGGGUGGAAAAAGAGGGAAGAGAGAGGAGAGAGAGAGGAGAGAGGGUAGAGAGGGGAGAGAGGAGGUAGAGGAGAGACGGAAGGGAGAGGCAGGGGAAGUGAGAGAGGAGGCCGAGAGGGUUGGUGCAAGGGCGGUUGGGGGCAUGGGCGUUAGGAGAGGCUCAAUAGGGGAUCUGAGGGAGGGGGGAGGAGGAGAGGGAGGAGAGGGAGGAAGGAGAAAAGAGGUAGGGAAGAUAGGGAAGGAAGAGGAGGGUGAAAGGGGUGGGUUGCGAGGGAAAGGCAUGGGUGUGAGGCGGGGGUCACAAAGAGACUUGCAGCAAUUGGAACGGGAAGAGGAGGAGCUGCAUGAGGGGCAGGGGAGCGGAGGAAGGGAGGGAGGGAGGGAAAGGAGAGAAGUGCACAGGGGGGACGGGGAGAAGGAGAGAGGAGAGAGGGAGAAGGUGAGGGAGAGGGAGAGGGAGAAGGGGAGGGAGAAGGAGAAGGAGAAGGAGAAGGAGAGGGAGAAGGAGAAGGAGAGGGAGAGGGGGGGAGAGAAGGAGAGGGGGCAUGAGAGGGGUAGAGAAAAUGAGAGGAGGCGUGACAAGGAGGGGGGGAGGGAGAAGGGGCAUGAGAAGGAAAGAGAAAGGGAGGAGAGAGAUGAUAAGGGGGAUGAGUUGAGGAGGCGGGAGAGGGAAAGGAGGGAGAAGGAUGGAGGGAAAGGAGGGGAGAGGAGGGAGGAGAGGGAAAGCGGAAAAGGCCACGAGAAGGAAAGGGAGCGAGAAAAAGAAAGGUUGAAGGAGAAGGAGAAAGAGAGGGAGAGAGAGGGACCAAAAGGGGAAGCAAAAGAAAGGAGAGACAGAGAGAGAGAAGUAAGGGGACGAAGUAGUGAUAAGGAAAAGGCGUCAAUGGUUGGAGGUGAGGAGACAAGGGAUCGUGGGGACGGGCGUGGGAAGGAACGCGAAAGUAGGCACAGGGAUGGGCAGAAGGAUGGGGAGAAGGAAACAGAUAGGCAUGGUCGUGACAAGGCAGGUGGUAGGAAGAGGGAGAGAGAGGAUGAGGGGGAGGAGGGGAGGGAGAAAGGGAGGCAUAAGGUUGGGCAUCGAGAGAGUGGGCAGGAUGGUCGUGAGGGGAAGAGGGAGGAGGAGAAGGGACGGAAGAGGAAGGAGGAGAAGGAUAGGGAUAGGGGAGAGCAUGGGAGGGAAGGGAGAGAGGAGGAGAGGAGGGUGAAAGAAGAUCGAGGAAAGGAAGAGAAAGGGAGGGAAGAGGGGGAGCGAGAUGAGAGAGGGAGGAGGGGGAUGGGUAGGGAUGAGAGAGGAGGAGAAGAGAGAGGGAGGGAGGCGAAGAGGAGGGAGGGGAGAGUGAGAAGGGAUGGUUCAGAGGAGGAUCAUGGUGGGUCAGAGGGGGUGGAAGGGAGAGGACAGAAGGAGGGGAGAGGGGAUGAGAGGGGCAGUGGGGAUGGGAGGGGAAGUGGGGACGGGAGGGGCAGGGGCGGCAGCAGCGAGUUUCAGAAGCCUUCUUUUCGAAAGGCAGGAGAACAGGAGAGGAGAGGGGAGGAGAGGCGAGGAGAGGACACAGGAGAUGAGGACGAGCGGAGGGACGAGGAAGGGGAGAUGAGAAGAGGGGGGCCUGUGGGUGGGAGAGGCAGGAGCUUUUUGAGAGAUCAAGGGGGGGAUGGGAGACCUGGCGAGGAGUGGGCAGAGGGGAGGGCUGGUGAAGGGAGGAGCCGUGAGGGGUGGAAGGGGGAUGGGGCAAGGAGGCCCGGGGAUGGGUGGAAGGGGGAUGAAACCCGGAGGCCUGGGGAGGAGUGGCAAGGGGAGGGAACAUGGAGGGCUGGGGAUGGGGCUAUGACGGGGAGGGGGCGAGGCAGGGAGUGGGGCGUGGGGAGGGGCGGGAUGGGCAGGGGAAUGGGGAGGGGGGGCAUGGAUGGGGAAAUGGGCAGGGGAAUGGGGAGGGGGGGUAUGAACGACUUGGGGAGGGGAAUGGGAAGAGGCAUGGGUAGGGAUGGGGGUAGGGGGGGGGGUGGUAUGGAUGGGGAGAUGGGCAGAGGCAUGGGUAGGGGCAUGGGUAGAGGUAUGGCAAGAGGCAUGGGUUAUGAUGGAGGGAGGGAGGGGGGGGAUGCGCGGAGUGGGGAUGUGAGAAGUGGGGGAUUGAGGCCUGGAGAUGACAAGAGCAGCAGUGCCCUUGCGGAAGGAGGACAAGGAACAGGGUUAUUGAGCAAGGGGAAUAGAAGUGCGGUAGAGGAGGAAUUGGAAGCUAGGAAGAGAGAGAGGAUGAGGCUAAUUGCUGAGCUGGCACGGAGAGAGAGAGAGGCGGGGGAGGGAGGGGCGGAGUGGGGGGAGGGGGAAGAGGAGGACGGGGAGGGGGAGGGGGGUAAGAAGAGAGGUCGGAGGGAGGAUGGAGAGGAAUUGGAGGAAGGAGAGGAGAGGAAGAGAGUAGGGGGAAGUGUAAAGAGGAGCAGGUGGGGAGAUGAUGAAGUGGGAGAUAUGGAAGAAGGGAUGGAAGGGAAGGGAAAGGGGGAUGAAGGGAGAAAGGGGAGAGCAAGGGGGGGAGAGGAGGAGAUGAGUGGCGGAGAGGGAGAGAAGGAAGGGUGGAGAGAGGAAGGUGAGGUGGGGGAUAUGGCGGCAGGGCAUGGGGAGGAGGAAGGGGGGAAGGAGGAGGAGGGAAGGGAGCGAACGGAGGGAGUGGGUGGUUCGAAAUGGGGUAGCAGAUGGUUGGAUGAAGAGGAGGAGGAGGAGGGAGCAGGGGAAGGAGCAGGAGAGGGAGCAGAUGAGGAGGGUAGAGCGAGGGUUAAUACCCCGGAUGAGGAGGGUAGAAUGAGGGUUAGUACCCCGGAUGAGGAGGGUAGAACGGGGGAUAAUACCCCUAAUGAUAGGGGUGGAAGGAGAGACGGGGGGGCUAAUACUAUGGAGGGGGAGGGGGAGGGGGAGGGGGAGGGAGAUGAGGAGGGGAACGGGAAGGGGAAGGGAAAAGGGGAGGAGCAGGAGGGAGGUAGGAGCAAGAGGAGGUGGAGGGAGGGUGGUGAUAGUGAAGAGGUUGGCAGUAGAGGGGGUGAGAGUGUGAAGGAAGGAGAAGGUGGGGGAGGUAUCGAAGAGGGGAGGAAGAAGGCAGAGAGGGAGGCUGAUGGUGAGGGUAAGGACGAGGAUGAGGGUGAUGUGGAUAGAAAAGGAGAUAACGAAGGGAUUGAUGAUCGAAGGAGGGAUGAUAAGUUCCGGGAGAGCUCCACGUCUCCUCUUCCCUAUGAUCCAUCGUUGUCAGAAGCAGGAGCAGCAGAAGCAGCAGCAGAAGCAGCAGCCGAUGCAGCAGCGGUGAAAGCCAUAUUCGGCGGCUGUCGCAGUGUGGACUCUUUUGAACGGCUCGACGUGCUCGGGGAGGGCGUGUACGGUGUGGUGCAUCGCGCUCGGGACAAAGAAACCGGGGAGAUUUAUGCUCUCAAACGAGUCAAGAUGGAGAAGGAGCGAGAGGGUUUCCCGCUGACGUCGCUCCGGGAGAUUAAUAUACUAUUGUCUCUAGACCACCCGGCGAUCGUGGGGGUGAAGGAGAUGGUAGUUAAUUCAUCCAUGGAUCGGGUUUUCAUGGUGAUGGAAUAUGUAGAGCAUGACUUAAAGGUGCUUUUAGACGCAAUGCCAAGGCCCUUCGGGCAGGCGGAGGUGAAGUGUUUAGUGAAGCAGCUUCUAGAGGGGAUAAGCUACAUGCAUGCGAAUUGGGUGCUGCAUCGGGAUCUGAAGACGUCGAAUCUGCUCAUGAACAACGCGGGGGGGAUCAAGAUAUGCGAUUUUGGCCUGGCGAGACAAUAUGGGGAUCCGCUUCGGCCGUACACUCAGCCCGUGGUUACCCUGUGGUACAGAGCACCUGAGCUGCUGCUGGGCCAAAAGGAGUAUUCCACGGCCAUCGACGUGUGGUCCAUGGGAUGCAUCAUGGCCGAAAUAAUGACCAAGAAACCACUCUUCAAAGGAGAAUCCGAAAUAGAGCAGCUGCAAAAGAUCUUCUCGCUCCUCGGCACCCCCACUGACGACACCUGGCGAGGGUUUUCGGAGCUGCCCGCGUGCAAAAAGGGAGCCCGGUUUCCGUCUUUCACGGUGAAUCGGCUGAGGGAGCUGUUUCCGGCGAUUUCGAUUGGCGGGAAGCCGACGCUGUCAGAGGCGGGGUUUGAUUUGCUGUCGCGGAUGCUCGCGUGCGAUCCCAGCCGUCGGAUCAGUGCUGCGGAUGCGGCGAAUCACGCGUGGUUUAGGGAGGAGCCGCUGCCGAAGGCGCAGCAAGACAUGCCCGAGUUUCCGAUCUUGAACGAGAAAGAACGCCGGCGCCGAAGGUCUUUCCGGAGCCCUGACCCUCUGAAGGAGCUGCAGCGGCAGGAGAAGAUGCGAGAAAAGACAGGACACACUGGCCUGUUUUCAUGA
Messenger RNA from Closterium sp. NIES-65, 5922 nucleotides. Lineage: Eukaryota; Viridiplantae; Streptophyta; Zygnematophyceae; Desmidiales; Closteriaceae. The record is from the annotation of a GenBank genome assembly.